This is a messenger RNA of Penicillium malachiteum, 1620 nucleotides long. Its product is annotated as FAD binding domain protein. Bases 1 to 1620 code for a protein of 539 amino acids. Lineage: Eukaryota; Fungi; Ascomycota; Eurotiomycetes; Eurotiales; Aspergillaceae. The record is from RefSeq and is a predicted model, not a curated record. Gene Ontology annotation, molecular function: FAD binding; oxidoreductase activity. The transcript is spliced from 4 exons.
AUGGAGAGGCGAUCAUAUGCUGCGCUGCUGUUUGCAGUUGCGAUUGUCCCGCUUGCGAUAUGGCUAAGGGCAGGCUCUCAAUCACCAUCUUCAAGUUGCCGCUGCUACCCUGGUGAUCCAUGCUGGCCUUCGGUCAAUGAAUGGAAGUCUUUGAAUGUGUCUCUCUCAGGCAAUCUCAUUUCUGUUCAUCCCAUUGGCAGCGUAUGCCAUACUGACUCCGCUUCAUAUGACAGCGAGAAGUGCUCAGAUUUGCUCGCUCGCUGGCCAAUUCCCGAAACUCACUCGAGUCACCCAUCUUCGCCGAUGGCACCUUGGUGGAGUAACGGCUCUUGCUCACCAUUCGCUCCAGCUGAUAGCCCUUGCACGAUUGGACCUCUGGCUCAAUACGCAGCAAAUGUUACAUCAGCUGCUAACGUGAGGGAAGUCCUGGAUUUUGUGAAAAAGCACAACAUUCGCUUGGUCAUCCGCAACACAGGUCAUGAUUACCUCGGAAGAUCCACUGGCGCAGGUGCGGUGAACUUAUGGACGCAUAAUCUCAAGUCCAUUAAGACCAUACCAAGCUAUGCUUCAUCGGGCUACAAAGGCCCUGCUAUGAGAAUUGGCGCCGGUGUUCAGGGAUUUGAAGCUCAAAAUGCUGCUCAUGAAUCAGGAUAUGUGAUUGUGACAGGUCUCUGCCCGGAUGUGGGCAUUGCGGGUGGCUAUACCCAGGGGAGGUCAUGGCUCACUGGCUUCACGAUAUGGGUUGUCCGCCGACCAAUGAUUACCGCGGGAGGCGAGUUGAAGACUGCUUCACCUACUCAAAAUGCGGACCUUUACUGGGCGCUGAGUGGAGGCGGUGGUGGAACGUAUGCUGUCGUGCUCAGCAUGACAGUUCGAGUUUAUCCCGAAGAGGAAACUUCUGUUGCUUCACUGUCUUUCACCUCCGGAGCUGGAACUGACCCAGAAGAUGUUGAUCAUUUCUGGUCAGUAGUCAAAGCUUUCGUUGUGGAUACACAAUCUCUUCUGGAUGCUGGUGACUGCAAAUUCUCUAACCGAACCCUUUUAGAAUACAAGAUCAAUAGCUUCCCAAGCUACCAUGCCGCAGUCGCAAACCAGGCAGUGAAUCUCACCGAUGCUCACGUUGGAGGUCGCCUUAUCUCUCGAGCCUCGAUCCAGUCUCAGCCAGAUCGCUUCAUCUCCACAGCCAGAGAUAUUAUUGACCUCAACACGGCCUUCUCCGGUUACCAUAUGAAUGUCUCUCGGCCUGGGAACAUGGAAGAUCAAGUUUUCUACUCGAAUGCAGCCAAUCCCGUCUGGCAGACAACGGCAUCUUCUGUUGUGAUUGGAAUCCCAUACCUCCACACGGACCGCCAAUUCAAUGUUGACGGACAAAAGCUCAUGGCAGAUGUGUUGAUACCCAAACUCGAUGCACUGGUGCUUCCUGGUGAGGUUUCUGGUAUCUAUAACAACGAAGCCGACUUCAACACCCUGGAUUGGCAAUCCGAAUUUUACGGUGGGCACUAUGACCAACUCCAGGCUAUCAAGGAUAAAUAUGAUCCUGAUCAGAUCUUCUAUGGUCGCACUGGGGUUGGGAGUGACCGGUGGGUGGAAAAUGACGAUGGACGGUUAUGUCGUAUCUGA